Paramuricea clavata is the source of this 942-nucleotide messenger RNA. The record is from the annotation of a GenBank genome assembly. NCBI's taxonomy places the organism in Eukaryota, Metazoa, Cnidaria, Anthozoa, Malacalcyonacea, Plexauridae.
AUGCAGGAUGAACAUGUUUUGAAUCACUCAAGCAAGAACUCGUCAGAAAUAAUACAAAGCAAGGAAAUAAAAAAUGUAAACGUUAACAGCACCUCCAGUCAUGUAACUAUUGUACAUGACACAACCUCCUCGGCUAUGGAAACAAUACCCAAUCAAGACAAACAAUAUGACUACAAUGUCCAUUGCCCGUUUGGUAAUAGCGAUCGACCUUUAACAGAGAUCAUCGAAUUGUGUGAAGAUGUAAUUAGUAUCGAUCCAGAUAGUAGUUUAAACAAAACCCUGCAGGAAAACUGUUCAUUACUUAAAACCCCAACAAAAGACCAACAAACUGUUACAUUAAAAUCAACCCACUGUAAUGAAGCAGCGGAAUCAGGGUGUGAAAUUAAUACUAUUACUAAUCUGGCGAAUGGCGAAUCUCUUGCUCCCGAAACACACCAAUCGAACGAAGAAUUGUCCCAUUCCAUGCCAGCGAAAACAGUUAAUUCAACUUUAAAAACACAAUCAGAAAAAUCGGGUCCCUCCCAACAGGUCAGGGCAAAAAGCAGUGAAUUAGUUUUCGGACAAACGCCAAAACAAAACACUGCAAAUAAGGUCAAAGGUCACAAGUCAAUCAAGUGUACAAAACGUUUAUCGAAAGAGAUAUAUUACGAAAACAAUAUAUCUGGGCUAAUCGAUAAAAGUGAAAUAAAUUGCAACCCAGGGGUGCCUGUCAGACAUGCGGAGUGGGUGGGACGGCUACCUUUGAUUGAAUCUUCAUAUAAGUCUGCAUCGUUAAGAAAAUCUACGACUUUAAACGAUUUCCAGCGAUCGUGUAAGAGAAAUUUUCGGAAGAGUCGUUCAAACCACCGUCCCCGGGACUGGCAGAGGUACCUCGAAUUUGUUCGGAAAACGUUACAUCCUCGUGUGACUCGGCCUCCAAUUCGUCUACGAACAACAAAAUAA